Molecule: messenger RNA, 2402 nt
Organism: Phalacrocorax carbo (great cormorant)
Lineage: Eukaryota; Metazoa; Chordata; Aves; Suliformes; Phalacrocoracidae
Source: RefSeq, a predicted model, not a curated record
GCCGCCCGCACUACCGCUCCCGGCCGGCCCCGGCCCCGGCCCCGGCCCCGCCGCCGCCCGCACUACCGCUCCCGGCCGGCCCCGGCCCCGGCCCCGGCCCCGGCCCCGGCCCCGGCCCCGGCCCCGGCCCCGCCGCCGCCCGCACUACCGCUCCCGGCCGGCCCCGCCCUUCCCGUGGCGCUCCGCGCGCCCGCCGAGUUGCCGCCUGCUGCCGAAGUUUUCCCCGGCGCCGCGGCAUGGCGGGCGCCGCCCACUGCUCGCUGCGGCCCAAGCGCCUGCUCCUGGACCCCAAGUUCGAGGGCUACAAGCUGUCCCUGGAGCCGCUGGCCUGCUACCAGCUGGGGCUCGACGCGGCUGUAGCAGAAGUGAAACUUCGUGAUGAUCAAUAUACCCUUGACCACAUGCGUGCUUUUGGCAUGUAUAAUUAUCUUCACCUUGAUUCCUGGUACCAGGAUAAUGUCUACUAUGUUGAUCAGUGUGGAAGGGUUAUGAAUCUGUCUGUGACUCUGGACACUGCUCUACAAAAACCAAGAGAAGUUUUCAGGCUACCUACAGACUUGACAGCUUAUGAUAAUCGCCUUUGUGCCUCAAUACACUUCUCAUCUUCCACAUGGGUUACCCUUUCUGAUGGUACAGGAAGACUGUAUUUAAUUAAAUCAGGCAAGCGUGGAAACGGUGCAUCUGAAAAGUGGGAGAUUGUGUUUAAUGAAGAACUAGGAAGUCCGUUUAUUAUAGUACACAGUGUUUCAUUUGUAAAAUCUGAUAUGCAUUCAGUAGCUGUGCUGCUGCUUAGGGUGGAAAAAGAUGAACUGGACACAAAAGGAAGUGGAUUUCAUAUUACCUUGGAAUGGAUUACAAUUGCAGAGAUAAGCAAAGAGGGUGAUCAUAGGUAUGAAACCUUUAAAAGGAGGGUUUUACAAGGAAAAUCAGUACCCCACUAUGCAGCAAUAGAGCCGAGUGGGGAUGGUCUAAUGAUUAUUUCCUACAAACCAUUCAAAUUUAUGCAAGAUGAAGAUGACAAAUUAGAAGAAAAUGAUGAUGCAAAAGCAACAAAUGAAAAGACAGACCCUCUCUAUUACUGGCAGCAGACUGAAGAUGAUGUAACAAUAACAGUUCACAUUCCUCAAGACGUCACUAAAGAUGACAUAAAAGUACGCUUUUCCCCUGAUAACAUAUGUGUUACACUGAAAGACCAGCCUCCUGUGAUGGAAGGAAAACUCUAUUCAUCUGUGGACCAUGAAAGCUGCACAUGGAUAAUUAGAGAGAACAAAAGUUUGGAAAUCUCUCUAAUUAAGAAAAAUGAGGGACCCCAGUGGCCAGAGCUAAUAGUUGGUGACACAAGAGGGGAAUUCAUUAUGGACUCUUCCCAGUGCUCUGAAAUAACUGAAAGCCUGAUGCAUCUUACAUCUGAAGUAAUGAAUCCAAACCCUGAAAAGGAAAACCCACCUUGUAAUGCUCAAGAAUUAGAAGAAUGUGAUGCAUUUCUUGAAGAUAGCACAAGCUUGUGCAGAUUUGAUGGUGAUACCUUGAAAGUCACUCAUGUAAUUAAUCUUGGAAGCAACCAGUAUCUUUUCUCAGUUGUUGUGGAUCCCAGAGAAAUGCCAUGCUUCUGCCUGAGGCAUGAUGUCGAUGCUCUUCUCUGGCAGCCCCGCUCUGACCAACCAGAGAACAUGUGGGAACACAUUGCAACUUUUAAUGCUUUAGGUUAUGUCCAAGCAUCAAAGCAAGACAAGAAGUUCAUGGCUUGUGCUCCAGAUUACUCCUAUGCUGCUCUUUGUGAGUGCUUGCGACGAGUUUUCAUCUAUCGUCAGCCGACUCCUCUGUCCACAGUUCUCUACAACAGGAAGGAAGGAAGACAAGUAGGACAGGUUGCUAAGCAGCUAGUAGCAACCCUGGAAGCCAAUGAUCCUAUCAUAGGCUUUCAAGCUACAAAUGAGAGAUUAUUUGUUCUCACAACAAAAACCUUGUUUUUAAUAAAGGUGAACUCUGGAAAUUAAUUAUUCAGUAUUUUCUGCUGUAGUUUGUGUAAAUGAUUUGUUAAAGAAUUGGCUAGGUAAAUGAUCCAAGAAGUUCAGUACAACUUGCUUAAGUUUAAAAAGGAGAUACUUUACAGGGGGAUCAAAUUUUUUCAUUAGAAAUCAUCUGUAAGAUAGUGAGAUGGUUUUUUAACUUUGCUGUCACUGAAGUAAGCUUUUCCAGAGCUAUGGGAAAAUGUCUUCUCUGCUAACAGCUUUCUCAAAGCAAUGGUCAGAGGCUGUUAUUGCAGAGAUGAAUAUAUUUAUGCGUUGUUUUCUCCAAACGACUGUUUGCCAUACUUCUGAGUUUUGAGAAUUCACUUGUUUUUAAAUGCUACUGUUUACCUAUGAAAGAAGCAAAGAAAAUAAAGCCUUGAGUUACAAGCA